AUGUCCCUCUACUUCGACGCAGUCGCAAUCCUAACCGCCCCCUCCUCCGGCGGCUCCUUCAAAUCCCGAAUCUACAGCGCCAGAAACCUACGCGCCUCCCCAGCCCAAAUCUAUGCGCUAACCACCGAAGCCGCAAAAUGGGACACCGUCCUCGCGGACGUGAUUGACAAAUCGGGAAUCCUAACUCUCGAACGGAAGCUCUCUCCCCUUCUCGCCCUCCUCCUCGUUCACGACCAUCUCCUUGCUAAAAAGGGCAUUGCGGCGCCGGCUACGCAUACGCUUCGCCAAUGCGUUGAGCGACACAAGGCCAGACUGAAAGCUGAAUUUACCAAAGCGCGCGUCCGCCGCGGCUGUGCGAAUAUCGAAGAAUUCAAGCGCGCCGUUCUUCGCGAGAAGAGGGCUGCGGAUGGAACGAGUCAUUUCGUAUACCCGCGGUGGGUGCGUGUGAAUAAUAUUCGCACGACGCUGGAAGAGCAGCUCGCUACGACGUUCAAGGCUUAUCGACGUGUAGAGAAAUUGUCUGAUCUUGCGACGGAGGAAGAGCGAAAGCCUGAGCCGAGAUUAUUCAUUGAUCCCAAUAUCCCUGAUUUGGUAGCUGUGCCUUUUGGUGCGGAUUUCACUUCUUCGUCUGCGUAUAAGAAUGGUGAGAUCAUUCUUCAGGAUAAGGCUUCUUGUUUCCCUGCGUAUUUGCUUUUGGGAGAUCGGGGAUCUGUCGAUGCUUGGGAAGGUGAUUUGGUGGAUGGGUGUGCUGCGCCGGGGAACAAGACUACGCAUUUGGCUUCGCUUCUAGCUAAGCAGCAAAAGGGGAAGAAGAAGAAGGGUGGUCAGAAGAUCUUUUCUAUGGAUGCGUCGACGGUGCGAUCGAAGACGUUGGCGAAGAUGGUCGGGCUUGCUGGGGCGGACUCUGUUACCGUCUUACAAGGUCAAGACUUCCUUGCUCUGGAUCAUGAAGAUGAGCGCUUCGCCAACGUCACUGGACUUCUUCUCGACCCCAGUUGUUCCGGUAGUGGUAUCAUUGGCCGCGACGAGGUUCCGCAGUUCACAUUACCCGUGACGCAGCCGAAGGGUCCCAAGUCUCAUGGAAAGAAGCGCAAGCGCGAGGACGACGACGAGGGUUCGAAAGCAACGCCUGGAGCCCCACAGGCGGAGCCAACGGAUGAAAAUGAUAUUCCCGAUGGUACCAUUGACCCGGAGCGUCUGACCAAGCUUUCCAGCAUUCAAGCCAGGAUCGUUGAGCAUGCUCUGGGUUUCCCGAAUGCUACUCACGUCACGUACAGUACGUGUUCGAUCCAUUUGAUCGAGAAUGAAGGUGUUGUGGCGCGGAUUCUGGGAACUCGGGUUGCGAAGGAGCGUGGUUGGCGUCUCCUUCGGCGUGAUGAACAGCCUGAUGGAUUGCGGAAGUGGAGUAAGCGUGGUGUUCGCGAGGAACAUCCGGCUGAGGGUGAGACUGGGCCGUCGGGCUCGGUUGAUCUUCCAGAUGAGGCGUUGGAGGCAUGUAUUCGGUCGUGGCAGGGUGAUGCAGAGGGUCUUGGUGGAUUCUUCGUUGCUGGAUUUGUCCGUGACUCUGCUCUCGCCACUGCGCCGGUUCAAGAGACUGAACAAAAUGGUGAAACCGAGAUGCUCGUCGAGGACGAAGCGAAUGCCGAGGAUGAUGAUGAAGAGGAUGCAGAUGAAGAGGACUGGGGAGGCUUCUCGGAUUAG
Penicillium brevicompactum is the source of this 1701-nucleotide messenger RNA. RefSeq names its product rRNA (cytosine-C5-)-methyltransferase RCM1. The record is from RefSeq and is a predicted model, not a curated record. Gene Ontology annotation, molecular function: methyltransferase activity. The transcript has 2 exons. Gene Ontology annotation, biological process: rRNA base methylation. Bases 1 to 1701 code for a protein of 566 amino acids. Lineage: Eukaryota; Fungi; Ascomycota; Eurotiomycetes; Eurotiales; Aspergillaceae. Gene Ontology annotation, cellular component: nucleolus.